AUGCCAAAGUCAGAUGACGGCCCUUCUCAGCCCGACAAACCUGCUGUCACCCCUCUUCACCCUGCAUACACUGUCACCAAUGUUCAGUCCAAGAUUCAGACCCUUGAUGGCACCAAAGUAACAUAUUCCCAAUGGGUCAAACUAUUCACCUUUCAUGCCAUCGCUUACAAGGUCCUAGACCAUAUCGAUGACACCCAAAAACCAACCAAAACAGACCCUGAUUAUGAAACCUGGAAAGAAAUCGAUUCUUUGGUUACUCAAUGGAUCUAUAGCACGAUAUUUGAUGACUUGUUGGGCACCGUUCUUGACAUCACCGCUUCAGCUCUCGAUGAUUAUUGCCAACAGUUGAAAGAACUAGCAAACCAACUCUCGGAUGUCGAUCAACCCGUUACUGAGAGCCGAAUGGUACUGUUGGUCAGAGGUCUUUCAGCCGAAUUUGACAACAUUGCCCAACUCAUUCAUUCACAGCAGGCCGACUGGGACACGGCCCGUACUAUGCUUAAUGAUGAGGUUAUCAGCAGCAGCCUUCCUCGUACAGGGGCAGAGGCCGCGGACGAGGUCAGGGCUACCGUGGACGCGGAGGAAGAGGAAGUGGAAACAGGGGUCAACCACCUCCAACACCCUGGAAUUUUCUGA
Helianthus annuus (common sunflower) is the source of this 636-nucleotide messenger RNA. RefSeq lists its product as uncharacterized. NCBI's taxonomy places the organism in Eukaryota, Viridiplantae, Streptophyta, Magnoliopsida, Asterales, Asteraceae. The record is from RefSeq and is a predicted model, not a curated record. The transcript is spliced from 3 exons. The coding region runs from base 1 to 636 and encodes 211 amino acids.